Chenopodium quinoa (quinoa) is the source of this 2000-nucleotide messenger RNA. RefSeq lists its product as uncharacterized. The transcript is spliced from 13 exons. The record is from RefSeq and is a predicted model, not a curated record. The coding region runs from base 643 to 1959 and encodes 438 amino acids. NCBI's taxonomy places the organism in Eukaryota, Viridiplantae, Streptophyta, Magnoliopsida, Caryophyllales, Amaranthaceae.
UUUAGAAAGUCACUAGGAUAGGUGAUGAAAAUCGAAUUCUAACCACCUAUGCUAUCCGUCAGUGCAAAAAUUAUUAGCACCAGGCAAAUGAUUAUUACUGUGCAUGGACACAUAACAAAAUUUGGUACGGCAGUAAAGGUUGAGCCAUUAGAUCCAACGUACAAUUUUGGAAAUUUAAAUCACUGAAAGUAUGUCCAUCACAUUUCACACAUGCAUCCAAUUAUACGAGUAGAAUAAUAUAUUACCAUGUCCACAAAUUUUUAUAUGUAGUUGGUUAUACGGUGUGGCUAGUUAUUAUAGGAGUUAUUUUGUUAGUGUUAAAGGGGUUACUUCGUCAUUGUUAUAGGGUUACUCGGUUAGUGUUACAGGGUUACUCAGUUAGUACUACAGGGAUUAUUUGGUCAGUGUUAGAGAUAUUACUCGGUUAGUAUUACAGAGGUUACUUGGUCAAUAAUAUAAGAUUUUACUUUAUUUUUUUAUAAGUGGCCACACGGUGUGGUCAGCCACACACAAGACGGGCUGUACCAUGUUACGUUAAUUUUGCCCAAAUGAUUGGAACCAUAUAUUUAAACAAAUGUAUAGAGUACAUAAUACAUGAAUACAUGGUCUAUCAUUUUCUAUUCUUGAGAGGAGAGAAAAAUCAUGGCGGGAUAUCCUUUACUCCUUAACUUAAAAACCUCAAUGCCGCCAUUAACGGUGGUUGCGAGCUCUGUUAAGGAGAGAGAAUGUACUGGUAGUGAUAAAGUUCGGAAUUCUAGGGUGUUGGUUUUGGGUGGUACUGGUAUUGUUGGUGGUUCUACCGCCCUUGCUCUUUCUAAGCUAUCUCCUGAACUUCGUAUUGUUGUUGGUGGUCGAAAUCGGGAGAAAGGAGCAGCAAUGGUGAGAAAUCUUGGGGUGGAGUAUGUUGAGGUUGAUAUAAAUCAUGCAGAAAUAUUAGAGGAUGCUUUACAAGAUGUAGAUCUUGUAGUUCACACUGCAGGGCCUUUCCAGCAGACAGAAAAAUGCUCAGUACUCGAAGCUGCUAUUCGUACCAAGACAGCAUAUAUUGAUGUUUGUGAUGAUACAAAUUAUGCAUCUCGUGCCAAAUCGUUUUGUGAAGAUGCAAUUGUUGCUAAUGUUCCAGCUAUCACAACUGCUGGGAUUUGCCCUGGAGUUAGCAAUGUGAUGGCUGCAGAACUUGUUCGUGCUGCAAGAGAUGAAGGCAGGGGUGAACCUGAAAAGCUCAGAUUCUCUUACUACACAGCAGGUGCUGGAGGUGCUGGUCCAACAGUGUUGUCGACAAGCUUUUUACUUCUCGGAGAAGAGGUUAUUGCCUACAACAAAGGUGAAAAGGUCAAACUAAAGCCUUAUAGUGGGGUGCUUAAUGUUGAUUUUGGAAAAGGGAUCAACAAGAGGGAUGUUUAUUUGCUACAUCUGCCAGAAGUAAGAAGUGCUCAUGAAGUGCUGGGGGUACCGACUGUCUGUGCUAGAUUAGGGACUGCACCCUUCUUUUGGUACUGGGGAAUGUCCAUAAUGACAGAUCUUCUACCACCGGAUUAUCUAAGGGACAGAACAAAGAUUGAGAAAUUGGUUGAGUUGUGUAACCCUACAGUUCGUGCAGUUGAUGGUGUUGUAGGGGAGCAUAUCUCAAUGAGGGUUGAUUUGGAAUGUUCGAAAGGGCACAGUACAGUCGGCGUAUUUACUCAUGAGAGCUUGUCAGUGUCGGUUGGAAAAUCUGUUGCUGCAUUUGUCCUAGCAGUGUUAGAGGGUAAUACGCAGCCUGGCGUAUGGUUUCCAGAAGAGCCUGAAGGAAUUGCAGUAGAGGCAAGGAAUGUUUUAUUGGAGCGCGCUGCCCAAGGAACAAUCAAUUUUAUGAUGAACAAGCCUCCUUGCAUGGUGGAGAGACAAACCCAAGUACCCAACAAACCCUGGCUUAGGCAUUUACGUUCGAGGACUGUUGAACUGAACUGUAAUGACUGAUUUGAGCGAUUAAUACAAGAAUAAAGUGCCGCUGCCAUAAA